This is a messenger RNA of Mauremys mutica (yellowpond turtle), 6084 nucleotides long. It is a transcript of the gene PITPNC1, whose product is annotated as phosphatidylinositol transfer protein cytoplasmic 1. The transcript is spliced from 11 exons. Gene Ontology annotation, biological process: phospholipid transport. NCBI's taxonomy places the organism in Eukaryota, Metazoa, Chordata, Testudines, Geoemydidae. Gene Ontology annotation, cellular component: cytoplasm. Bases 142 to 1215 code for a protein of 357 amino acids. Gene Ontology annotation, molecular function: phosphatidylinositol transfer activity; phosphatidylinositol binding. The record is from RefSeq and is a predicted model, not a curated record.
GGCAAAACAGGACUCUGGAGGGGCAACGGUCAGUAAGCUUUAGCUGAAGGGAGGGGAAAGGUGCUGCUAUGUUUAGCUUCCCUCUCCCUUCCAAGCCCCCCUUCCGCCCUCCACACACACGUUUUUUGAGUUAGAGCAUAAAUGGAAAAUUCUGAGGAUAAGAAGUUCUUCACUUAUCACACACAGCAUGCUGUAUUUCAGGAUGUGGUUGGUGAACUUAGAGAGUGCAGAAAUAACCACUCUUCUCCAGCUUUGCUGGUUUGCAGCAGAAAUAUGCUCUUGAAGGAGUACCGGAUCUGUAUGCCUUUGACAGUUGAAGAGUACAGAAUUGGACAGCUCUACAUGAUCAGUAAGCAUAGCCACGAGCAGAGUGACCGAGGGGAAGGCGUGGAAGUCGUGCAGAAUGAACCCUAUGAAGAUCCAAAUCAUGGCAAUGGUCAACUAACAGAAAAACGGGUCUAUCUCAACAGCAAACUACCUAGCUGGGCCAGAGCAGUUGUUCCCAAAAUAUUUUACAUUACAGAGAAGGCUUGGAAUUAUUACCCAUAUACAAUUACAGAAUACACAUGCUCAUUUUUGCCUAAAUUCUCCAUUCACAUAGAAACAAAAUAUGAGGACAACAAAGGAAGCAAUGACAAUAUUUUUGACAACGAAGCCAAAGAUCUUGAGCGAGAAGUCUGCUUUAUCGAUAUUGCCUGUGAUGAAAUCCCUGAGCGCUAUUACAAAGAAUCAGAGGAUCCUAAACAUUUCAAGUCAGAGAAGACGGGGAGAGGCCUCUUAAAAGAAGGCUGGAGGGAGACACACCAGCCGAUCAUGUGCUCCUACAAACUGGUGACUGUGAAAUUUGAAGUCUGGGGACUUCAAACUAGAGUAGAACAAUUUGUACAUAAGGUGGUCAGAGAUAUAUUAAUGAUUGGUCACCGACAGGCUUUUGCAUGGGUUGAUGAGUGGUAUGACAUGACAAUGGAUGAAGUCCGAGAAUUUGAACGUGCAACUCAGGAAGCCACCAAUGAGAAAAUUGGGAUUUUCCCACCUGCAAUAUCUAUCUCUAACAUUUCCCUGCCUUCGUCAACCCGUAGUGCUCCUUCUAGUGCUCCAUCCACUCCUCUGUCCUCAGAUGCUCCUGAAUUCCUAUCAGUUCCCAAAGACCGACCUCGGAAAAAAUCUGCUCCAGAAACCCUCACACUUCCAGACCCAGAGAAAAAAGCACUUUAAAUUUAACCUAGCAUGUUUCCUUCUGACAAGCCAUGUCUGCCAGAACAAGAAUAACUUAACAUUUACAAAGCUCGGUGUGGUUGUUUGUCUGGAUUUUUUAAACGAGUUUACCGAUCUAGAAAGAUGAUUUCUUUAACUCAGACUUGUUCCUUAAAAUCCUUAAAUAAGUGCAUGUGAGAGAACAUAGUUCAUAUAUUCUGAUUCCCAAAGUAAAGCUCAAAGCCAUAUGGCACAUGGUAUUAAUGUGAAAUUAAAUUGUCUGAGAAUAGCCUGCAAUUGUGAUUGGAAAUGCUGUAGGUAUUUAAUAAAGCUAGCAAGGAUUUCUGAAGGGAACUAGUGUCAAUUUAGGUGCAGGGUUAAGUUAAAGAGUUAAAAAUCCAAUUUUCUCCUAUUAUCUCGGAAUUUCUAAAAAUUUUCUACUCUCAGGCUUAUCAUGUCUAAUCAUAAACCUUUGAACUGCUACUCAUUGAUACUUGAACACCAACAGCAAUUAUUCAAAUUCAGAUGUUGCUUAAUAUGACUCAGGAUUUGGGGCCUAGCUAACACAAACUUUAAACUUUUUAAAACUAAAUAACCAAUGCACCAAGGCUCCAUUUGUAAUUAAUAAUACUGACUUUAAGGCCAUUGAACUAUUUAUACCUUGCACAGAAUUUAUAAAAGAUUCCACCCAUUUCUUGUUUAUAUUGUAUUUUACUAGUUCUCCCCAGUCCUCUUGUGAUCAAUCAAGUUAUGUGCUGGUGUUUGUAACCCCUGCUCCAGAUAUAAAAAUGAUGGAAACACAAGCAGCUAAAUAGUUUAAAGAGUCUAAAUAAUGCAAGGGUCUUCUCCCAAUGAAGCUGGGAUCAUAGCAUUCCUGUCAUUCAUUUAAGUCCUCUGAGCUCCUGGCUAAUCACAAUGAAACCAGCUUUCAGGGUCUGAUCCAAAUCCCAUUGAAGCCAGUGGGAAGACUCCCAUUGCAUUAUAUGGGCUUUGGCUCAGGCCCUAAAUAACCACUCGAGGGAUUGUAAAAAAAUCUGGAGUUUAAUGAGGAGGUCUUCUACUAAAGGUGGGAAAGAAUGGUACUUAGUACGUUUGGGGACACUUUAGGACAGUCUCUUAAGACAGGUGGGUGCCUAAUGAGGGUAGCCUCCUGUACAGAUUUCACUGUACUAAUCAGCACUGAAUGUAUAUUAUGCUAUGGUGUUUUACCAGAUGCAGAAUAGUUGUUGGUUGAGCAUGGAUAGUGAAUAACUAGGCCAUGCUGCUUUGGAACAGCACCUGGGAGUAAAGAUUCUGAAAAGAAACAUUUUUUAUAUGUCCACCAUUGGAAAGUUCUUUAAAGAUCUUCAGCCACGACCUUUGCUCUGCCCUGAUGUGUUACGUAUUCAGAUUCAAUUUCAGAUCCCAGUCUAGGUUUCUUUCUUCAUGGGCUAAUGGGAUAAUAAUGUUGUAGAUGCAGCAUAUUCAGCCCUCAAACAAAAAUAAGUCAUUCAGCAGUGGCCACUUUAGCCAAUUAAGGAGCAGAUUUGAUGAGUUCUAUCCUGUCCUCACUGGACAGAAGGAUUGUGAUUGUGAUAGGAGACCUCAUAAGUGAUGAGUGGGGAAAUAUGGGGAUCCUCUGGGCUUCCUGAAGGAGAAAGAGGACUUACCCUUACUCUAUCCCUGUCCUUUCAUGCUAAGUGUGGUCUCCAGUGGCAGGAAGCAGAUCUCAGACUUUGCCAUUGAUCUCUAAAAGGGGAGAGUAAUGAAAGACGACUUACGAAAAAUAAAGGGGUCAUCUGGCAACUCAGUAACAUGUAAUGUAACAUGUGGGAAAGGAGAGCAACAUCCCUGGCCUGUUAGUGAAAUUACCCUUCAGUCUCAGGAAUAAAAAUCAGAAAAGGGAUUUUCUCCCCAAGCCAGGAGUAAAAAAAAAAUAGGGAAAUAAGGAGCCACUUCCUUUCUAAAAUUCAGCCUUAUGGAAAAACCUUUCCUAUUGAUGUCCAGUCACAGGACUCAUUGUUGACGUUCAUAUAAUGGGUUUAGUCCUCUGCAAUGCUACCAUUGUGUUUAGUCCUCUGUGAUAUUUAACUAAUGUCAGCAUCUACCACCAUUGUUGUUGUAGUAGACUUUAAAAUGCCCAGUGAAAGGUGGAUAUUAUCUGAAUCACAUAUUCAUAUUGAGAUGGUAUCUUGUACUGUCAGUUAUAACAAGCACGGUGAAGCAGAGAGACGAACCUCAUGGAGUUAAAGUAUCACUGAAUGAUGAAGAAUCAGUUUGUGGAUAGAAUUCCCCGGGGGCAGGAUAUGUUUGUACCGUCUUCCCAGCAUGGUAGCAUAAUUUUUGCUUGUGGAAAAGUUUAACUGACUUAAACCUUUUGACCUUCUGAACAGCUCCAUAUCCAGUAGUAGAUGCUAAGGUGAAUGUGUGAUUUUAAUGGGCUAGAUUUAGUAAUGUGAGAGGGAGGGGAAGAAUACCACUGUCAGAUGACAUUGAAAAUGUGUGUGUAUUUGAAAGUUAAAAGCCCAUGGCUAAUAAAAUCCAGUAGUUCUUUGUAGGUUAGCCUAUGGUAUGACUUCAUCCAUUAUCUCAUAUAUUGUCCAUGUUCUGCUUUCAUUUCGUCUCAAGGCCAGCAAUUCCAUGUGCUUAGUAAAUUAACUGGUGAUUGAUAUUUGUGAUUUUUUUUAGCCAGUGUAAUGCCACAGGUAUCAAAUGCUAAAGUACCCCACAUCGUCUUCUGACUUUAAUUAACAGAUGGGUGUACUAAUUAAGUAUUCAUAAUUUCUGCAUGUAUACAAAUAAAUGUUGAUAUUCUUUUAUUUGCUUCUGAGUGUUUACCACAGAUCAUUAGGACAAAGCAUACAUAGCUUUACUCAUUUGUUUACUUUAUUUAAGUCUCAAACUUCCUAUCCUGUGUGGAUAAGAUCAUCAUCAUAUGUAGGUUUGGGGAUCAGGCAUUUAUGAACAUUAACAUAUCUUAAGAGGAUUCAAGUUAAUUACCUGCAUGGUGGAUAUUUAGGAAAGAGAAAAGCAUUGACUGAGCAUGCAGUGGAGAAAUAAUGAAUCCUUAAUGCUAUGCCUCUGCAUGCAAUUCUAUAACUCUGAGCUCCAUUCACGAGUACUGUAUUACAGAAGUAUAAUGUUUACUGAACAGACAACUCAUUUUUCUAAUUCACUGCUAGCCAAAAUGGGGAUCAGUACAAUCCAUACCUGCCUUCAAUUUGGGUGCUAAUGGAGGCAAAUAAAAAGAUCCAUAGAAUGUCACUGCUUUGGAUGAGAAAGAACUAUAGGCUACAUCAUGCUUUUCACAGGUUACACAAGCACCCUAUGCUGUGUUCUGCUCUGUUUUACCUCAGUGUUUCUACCAUUAAAUAUGCUCUCAAAAUAAUCUUUCAAUGUCAUUUCAUUUUCUUUUUGUCAUGGCAGGAUAUCUGUUUUCUACAAUGUUCCUUAUACACAUACACAAAAAUAAAAAUAAAAAAAAGUAAUCUAGAAUAUUGUUCUGGCAACAUGUUUUGAGAAAAUGUUUUGUUUAUUUUCAUUGCUGACUUGUGAAUGGAUUUUGUAAAAAUACCUUCUGUAGAAUUUUCAGACAUGUUUGUGGGGAGGGAAAGAAGUAGAGUAUUUUGCACAUGUUGAUUUCUUUUGUGGAAAAAAAACUGUACUACACACAUCUUUAAAGUAUGAUACAAUGCAGUAAAACUGAAGUUACUUAAUAAUUCGGUAGCCUCCUUAUUCCCUACUGCCAUGACUGGAGAAUUAAAUAAUACAACCAUAGUGAGGCUCUACAAACAAAUUAUCAUCAAGAAGAGCACAAUGAAGCUGAUAAAGCAAUUGGCUUAUGAUUUUUUUUUAAAUGCUUCUCCCCACUCUGCUCCUACUUUUAUAUGUAUUUCUUCCAGAAUAAUCACACCUUGCAGAAUGAUGCUGGCAAUUGAGGGCCCAGUCCUGACACAGGUAAAACACCUACUGAAUUAAAAAGAGAGAUUUCUCUGAAUAAGAAUUUGCAAGGGCCUGGUCCUGCCACUCUUAUUUGUGUGAAUAAUCUUUAGUAAUAGACUUCAAUGGGAUUAUUCACUACAGUAAUGAUUGGUCACAUAGGUAAGAGUUGCAAAAUAAUCCAACAAAAAGGCAUAGUUUGAUCUUAUUCUGUUGCUUUUUGAUCGUACCGAGAUUUUGGGAGAUGAUUUUGCUCCAUUGAGGGCACAAUUCACAUUCAUUAGUAAUAUUAUACAAAUACAUUAAAGAACAUAAGGCGCUCAAAUAGAUAUUUUGAAACUGGACUAUUUGUCCAGUGAUUUUAAUUUGGUAAUAAAACAGCAACAAUCUUUAAUAAUGCAUUGGGAUUUGCUGCACUAUAACUUAACAUUCUCUUAUUUAAAAUAGGCCGAACGUACAUGCUUUUUAUGAGUUAGUUAGUGCAAUAAGAGAAAAUACAUGAAUUUGUCAAUAGGAACUUUUCAGCUGCCAUUAUUCAGACUUAAUUUAGUUGUCUAAAUUCCAAAAUGCUUGAGGCUAACUGAGUCUAACAAUGUUUUUGCUUUAAAUGGACAGCAUAGUCAUUGAAUUACAGUCUCCUCUAGUUUUUGGGUGUCACUAAUACCGAUUAAUUGUUUUUAUUUCAUUUCUCUGAAAGUUCCAUGUGACUUUGAAUGUCCUGUAAUCCUUAGUGUCUAGCUUUAGGUUUAGAGUUAUGACAUUUAACAUCAGAGAAUGUACCACUGCCAUCAGAGAAGGACCAAGCUUUGAAAUGUGCUGUAUGUUAAACAAUGCAAGGCUAAGCAGAAGAAUUUUAUUCUCAUAUCUGUCAUCCAUAUCACUUAGUUGCUGUUUAUUGAGUUAUUUAUUAUUGUUAAUAACUUACUUUUCCUUACAUUCUGUUGUAAAUAAACUACCAAGCAAUCUUCUUUA